Molecule: messenger RNA, 3658 nt
Organism: Branchiostoma belcheri (Belcher's lancelet)
Lineage: Eukaryota; Metazoa; Chordata; Leptocardii; Amphioxiformes; Branchiostomatidae
Product: vinculin-like
Exons: 23
Coding region: 109-3132 (1007 amino acids)
Biological process (GO): cell adhesion
Molecular function (GO): actin filament binding
Source: RefSeq, a predicted model, not a curated record
AGAUUACCAUAUAUGGAAGUUUGGGGAGUUUGUAAUUACUGAGCCAAGCCAAUGUUGUCUUGAGAACAUUGUCUUGAGAGCUGAAGUUUUUCCGUGACAGCUUCUUUUAUGCCAGCCAAAACGGGGCAGUUUCGUGUCUGUUGGAGAAACAUGGCAGCAGGCUGUUGGAAAGCUUCUGCGUUGGUCUGCCUGCUUAAUUUGCUCGUACCUUGGACUCUGGUGGCGUCCGAGUCCGGAGUGGUGAACACCGUGCAUUCAGCAGAGUUUGAAGACUUUAUUGGAUCUCCCAGCACACUGACCGCCGUCUACUUCCACAAGCGACAAAACGCAGGAAGUUCCCAAGGUCUUUUUGCGAUGCACACGAAGACAAUUGAAAGCAUCUUGGAGCCUGUAGCCCAACAGGUUUCCCAACUAGUGAUUCAAUAUGAAGAGGCAGAAGAAGGCAAUGCCAUGCCGGACCUGGCACAACCGGUCCAGGCUCUGCGUGCCGCAGUACAGAACCUGGUUGCGGUUGGCAAGGAGACAUUAAAAACCAGCAAAGAUGAGAUCCUGAAGCAGGAGAUGCCCAUCGCCUUCAGCAGGGUGGAGGAGGCCUCACACCUGCUGGUGGACGCUUCUGACAUGCUGCGGGCCAAUCCUUACUCCAGACCAGCCAGGGAGAAGCUCAUAGAUGGUGCUCGAGGAAUUCUGUCUGGGACGUCCCAGCUGUUGCUGACGUUUGACGAGGGUGAGGUGCGUAAGAUCAUCAGGGUGUGUAAGAACGUACUGGAGUACCUGCCCGUCUCUGAGGUGUUGAAGAGUUUGCCAGACACGGUCACUUUUAUCAAGAACCUGUUCCCUGGUUUACUCAAUAUGGCUAAGAAGAUGGACGCCCGUUCUGAGGAUCUGACUCACCAGCAGCACAGGGAGAGCCUGGCCCACUCCCUCCAGGUGGUGAAGCACCUGGUAACUGCCUUCCCCAACGUCAUGAGGGCCUAUAUCUCCAUACUGAAAGAUAAGAAUAGUCCACGCGCUGAGGCCUUAGCGAACCGCAACUACUUGGUGAAUAGGAUAUUGGCCGAGAUCAUCGAGAUCAUCCGCGUCCUGCAGCUGACAACGUACGACGAAGACAGCUACGAUGCCGAUGACAUGACCGUGAUGAAGAAGGCCCUGGCCAGCUUCAUGUUUCGGCUGAAGCCGGCCAGGGAUUGGCUACAGAACCCCGACGCAGAAGCCGGCUCGUCCAUAGGUGAGAAAUAUUCACUGAGACAAAUCAUGGAAGAUGCGCGGAGGAUCGGUGAGCGAUGUGUUGGUCCAGAGAGAGAUGAGAUCCUCAGGCUGUGUAGGGAGCUGACAGCCAUGGUGGACCAGCUGUCAAACUUAAGGGCCAGGGGACUGGGAAGCUCUCCUGAGGCUAUCAACCUGUCCAGACAGAUCAUCAAGCCGCUGAUGGACAUGGACAAACGUGUGCAGCAGGCCGUGUCCAACUUCCAGCAGAGCGGCAUCAGGAAGCCGGCCCCCACCAUCGCUGGCAAGAUGGAACAGGCCAUGAUCUGGCUGAGUGCACCAGCCAUGGAUGACAAGGGACUAGGUCAACAGGCGGUGCAUGAGCUGGUGAGGGAGGGGAGGAAGCUGGCUCAGACGUGCCAGGAGCCGGACAGGUCGGACCUGCUGAGGAAGUGUGACUCUGUGGAGAGGCUAACCAGGCAGCUGGCUGACCUCGUCAACCAGGGCAAGGGAGACAGUCCAGAGGCCCAGGAGCUGGCACGUACCGUGCAGGAGAAGUUGAACGACCUAAGGAAGAAGAUGGAUGAUACUCUAGUGAAGCAGAUUGCAGAUGUGUUCAUGGACACCACAACUGCACACAAGCAGCUCAGCAAUGCUGCCCAUGCUCCAGCAGAUGCACCUAACCGAGAGCCAGAGUUUGGCGACAAGGCAGGAAACUUUGACCAACACUCAGCCCUGCUGACCCAGACUGCCGGCCGUGUGGCUGAUGCUGGCAGCUGUCAGAACAAGAAGACACUGGAGGGCAUCAAGAGCACUGCUGGGGUGAUCCGAGACCUGACCCCACAAAUCAUCUAUGCUGGAAAAAUCCUGCUGUUCGCUCCAGUCGAUAAGGUGAUCUCAGCGCACUUUGAAUUCAUGAAGACGGAAUGGAUGACCAACAUGGACAAGCUGACAUCUCUGGUGGAUGAUGCUGUGGACACUGUUGCAUUCAUCAAAGCAUGUGAGGAGGCCAAUGCUCGUGACAGUGAAAUGGUUAAAGUUGCCAUCAGGAAUGUGCAAGUCCAGAGUGUGGUGAAAGGUAUCUCUAACAUUGCCCGCCGUGCCACCCGUGUCAAGAUGGUCGCCGAACGGGAAGCUGAGAACUCCGAGGACCCCAAGUUCGUGGACAGGGUGAACGAUGCAACGGACACACUCUCAAGAUCUAUCAGUGCUAUAGUACAGGAUACCAAAUCUGUGGCCAUCAACCCCAAUGACCCAAACUCCCAAGGCAGAUACUUUGAUUCGAACACAAAGCUGAGAGAUGCUGUUGCUGGUGUACGUGAGGCCAUCACUGUCGUGGAUAAAGCUGCCCUGGCUGCAGCACAGAAGGAGGAGGAAGUCGCUUUCCCUACUCCCAAACCCAACCAGCCCAUCAUGGUUGCAGCCCACCAGCUUCACUUUGAAGCCCAGAAGUGGUCCAGUAAGGGCAAUGAGAUUGUUGCAGCAGCCAAGAAGAUGGCGCUUCUUAUGGCAGAGAUGAGUCGUCUGGUCAGAGGUGAAGGUGGUAACAAGAGAGACCUUAUCCGAGUUGCGAAGGAGAUUGCUUUGGUCGCUGACAAGGUCAUGCGAUUGGCCAAGGAAGUUGCUGAACAGUCGACAGACAAGAGGAUACGAACGAACCUACUGCAGGUUUGUGAGCGUAUCCCCACCAUCAGCACACAGCUGAAGAUCCUGUCCACAGUCAAGGCCACUAUGAUUGGACAGUCAAAUGUAGACAGUAAAGAAGUGGACCAGGCGACUGAGAUGUUGGUCCACUAUGCCCGUAACCUCAUGCAGUCUGUGAAGGAGACCGUACGCAAGGCCAAGGCAGCCUCCAUCAAGAUCCGCACAGACGCAGGCAUCACGCUUCGCUGGGCCCGGAAGAAGCCAUGGUACAUGUACCAGUGAAGUCCUUCUGACUGACCUGAUGUGUACUUGUAAAACAGGAGUCUGGGGGGGAGGGGGGCACCAGCAAAGUACUUACUGUUACCAUAUUCAUGAUUGUCUUCCAAUCUUCAUUCCAAAUUUUUCAAUCAAAGGGAGCUUAUUGUUUCUGAAAAGAAAGGGAAGGACACUACGGACACAUGUCUGUAAUUUUGCUACAUGUAGGCUAUGCAUAAUUCUUAACGGUGCACACACCAAUUCUUUUGCGACAGGGGUCCGAGGUAGUGCCCGGAAAAAAAGUGACGAAGGGAUUCUGUUGGUUCAUGUUUGAGUUUACAUUUCUCAUAAUCUGCUGCAAAAUAGUAUUACAUUGUAUCUAGUAUCUGGCUGGAAAGUGUAAUAAGUGCCGUGUUUUGGGUGAAAAUUGAUUUUGGGCCCGGGUGUCCUUCCACCUUGAGCGUGACGGGCUAUUGUGAUAAUCUCAGUGUUAGGAUUUUCUUUAUACUCUUCUUGAUAAUACAUAAGGGUUUUCUCUUUCCGACCAUAUAAG